This is a messenger RNA of Apus apus (common swift), 288 nucleotides long. Its product is annotated as loricrin-like. The record is from RefSeq and is a predicted model, not a curated record. The transcript has a single exon. The coding region runs from base 1 to 288 and encodes 95 amino acids. Lineage: Eukaryota; Metazoa; Chordata; Aves; Apodiformes; Apodidae.
AUGUGCUCCCGCCAGGACAAGGACCAUUGCCACAGGCAGGAGCGAGAGAGCGGUGGCUGCCACAGCUCCGGUGGAGGUGGCUGCCACAGCAGCAGCGGUGGUGGCUGUCACAGCAGUGGUGGUGGAGGUGGCUGUCACAGCUCUGGUGGCAGCAGUGGCUGCCACAGCUCCAGUGGUGGUGGCUGCCACAGCAGCGGUGGCUCCAGCUGCCAUGGGAAGCCACAAGUCCAGUGCCAGCAGCAGCAGCAGCAGCAGAUCCAGCAGCUGCCCCAGCAGAAGAUGAAGUGA